Onychostoma macrolepis is the source of this 4726-nucleotide messenger RNA. It is a transcript of the gene daam1a, whose product is annotated as dishevelled associated activator of morphogenesis 1a. NCBI's taxonomy places the organism in Eukaryota, Metazoa, Chordata, Actinopteri, Cypriniformes, Cyprinidae. The transcript is spliced from 26 exons. Gene Ontology annotation, cellular component: stress fiber. Gene Ontology annotation, biological process: actin cytoskeleton organization. Gene Ontology annotation, molecular function: small GTPase binding; actin binding. The coding region runs from base 377 to 3583 and encodes 1068 amino acids. The record is from RefSeq and is a predicted model, not a curated record.
UGGACGGUGCACUUAUUCAGACUCUGAGCUCAAGCUUACAGUUGUAGUCAUAUAUUAAAAUAUUCAGACUGCUUAUACUGUAAAUCCAGUAGAGAAUUAAACCCGAACCCGAGGCUGUGCUGUUAAGAAGACUCAUUUUUUUUGUGUUGAUCUUGUGGAGUAGAGGGAGUUUCGCCUGCUAUUUCAGGAGCAGAUUUGAUGGUGAGAGAUGUAUGAGCCGUUGUGGUCUGCGUGCUUCCCACACCGCAGCGUUCAGGGCUGAGAUCAACACAGCUCUCGCUGCCUGGAUUUCACGCGAUGAUGUGCUCUUGACGUGCCUUUCUGAGAGGGGGUUGUAGCUAAAUCGAGACACAUUUGACUGGCUGGGCCUCUGGCCAUGAUGGCCCCACGUAAGCGAGGAGGGCGGGGCCUGUCAUUCCUCUGUUGCUGUCUAAAGAAGAGCGACCAUCCCGAGAUCACCUACCGCCUCCGCCAUGACAGCAGCUUCACACUGCAAACCAUGGAGCCCACCCUGCCCAUGCCCCCCACCGAGGAACUGGAUGCCAUGUUCACUGAACUGGUGGAUGAGCUGGAUCUCACAGAAAAACAUAGAGAGGCCAUGUUUGCCCUUCCUGCCGAGAAGAAAUGGCAAAUUUACUGUAGCAAGAAAAAGGAACAGGAAGAGAAUAAGGGGGCGACCAGCUGGCCUGAAUUCUACAUCGAUCAGAUCAAUUCUAUGGCUGCUAGGAAGUCCCUGCUGGCCCUAGAGAAGGAGGAUGAGGAGGAGAGGAAUAAGACCAUAGAGAGCUUGAAAACUGCUCUCCGCACACAGCCAAUGAGGUUUGUGACACGCUUCAUAGACCUCGAUGGACUGACGUGCAUCUUGAACUUCCUGAAAACGAUGGACUACGAGACUACCGAAUCUCAGAUCCACACCUCGCUGAUCGGCUGUAUUAAAGCCCUGAUGAACAACUCUCAGGGACGUGCCCAUGUGCUCGCACAUUCAGAAAGCAUCAACAUCAUCGCUCAGAGUUUGGCCACUGAGAACAUCAAGACCAAAGUGGCCGUUCUGGAGAUCAUGGGUGCUGUUUGCUUGGUGCCCGGAGGACACAAGAAAAUCCUGGAAGCCAUGUUGCACUAUCAGAAGUUCGCCUGCGAACGGACGCGAUUUCAGACCCUUCUAACUGACUUGGACAAGAGUACAGGCCGCUACAGAGAUGAGGUGAACCUCAAGACGGCAAUCAUGUCCUUCAUCAACGCGGUCCUCAGUCAAGGAGCAGGGGAGACCAGUUUGGAGUUCAGAAUUCAUUUGCGGUAUGAAUUUCUAAUGCUGGGCAUCCAACCAGUGAUUGAUAAAUUACGGUCCCAUGAAAACUCCACGUUAGAUCGGCAUUUGGAAUUCUUUGAGAUGCUACGAAAUGAAGAUGAAUUAGCCCUCGCUAAGCGGUUUGAAAAUGUUCAUAUAGACACUAAAAGUGCUACUCAGGUGUUUGACCUCAUCCGGAAGAGGAUAAACCAUACGGACGCCUUCCCACACUUUAUGUCCGUCUUACAGCACUGUCUUCAUAUGCCUUACAAAAGAAAUGGAAAUACUGUGCAGUAUUGGCUUCUUCUCGACCGAAUUGUCCAGCAGAUUGUCCUACAGAAUGACAAGGGUCAUGACCCCGAUGUGGCUCCCCUUGAGAACUUCGACGUGAAGAACGUAGUGCGAAUGCUGGUAAACGAGAACGAGGUGAAACAAUGGAAAGAGCAAGCGGAAAAAAUGAGAAAAGAACAUAAUGAACUUCAGCAGAAGCUGGAGAAGAAAGAAAGGGAGUGUGAUGCAAAAGCCCAAGAGAAGGAAGAAAUGAUGCAAACUCUCAAUAAGAUGAAAGAGAAGCUGGAGAAGGAAAGCAGCGAACAUAAGCUUGUUAAGCAGCAAGCUGCUGACCUUUCUGCCCGGCUACAUGAGAUGAGUAAUAGGACAAAUAUCCCAGGAGGCCCCCCACUCGUCCCAUUGGCCCCUGGUAGCAUCCCACCUCCACCACCUGGUCUGGCUAGCAUUCCUCCUCCUCCACCUCCAGGUGGAGCACCGCCGCCACCACCCCCUCCCCCCGGCGGACCACCACCUCCACCAGGCCUGCCCGGCUUUGGUGCUCCUCCUCCCCUUGGAGGACUUCUGGGCUCCACGCUUAAGAAAAAGAACAUCCCUCAGCCGUCCAAUCCACUCAAGUCUUUCAACUGGACCAAAAUCAGUGAAAAUAAACUGGAAGGGACUGUGUGGCUGGAUCUGGACGACCUCAACGUUUUCAAACAAUUGGACUUGGAGGAUGUUGAGAAAACAUUCUCUGCUUACCAGAGACAGCAGGACUCUCUGUUGAAUAUCUUUAGACAGAAAGAAUCAGAGGAUGACACCGUCACUUCUAAAAAGGUCAGAGAAUUGUCUGUCAUCGACGGACGGCGUGCACAAAACUGCAACAUUCUUCUUUCCAAGUUAAAACUCUCAAAUGAGGAGAUCAAGAGAGCCAUGCUGACCAUGGAUGAGCAGGAAGACCUACCUAAGGAUAUGCUGGAGCAGCUGUUGAAGUUCGUGCCAGAAAAAAGUGACGUGGACCUUCUGGAGGAACACAAACAUGAGUUGGAGCGGAUGGCGAAGGCAGAUCGCUUCCUUUAUGAGAUGAGCAGAAUCAACCACUACCAGCAAAGACUUCAGUCUCUUUACUUCAAAAAGAAGUUUGCAGAAAGAAUAGCAGAAAUCAAGCCGAAAGUGGAAGCUCUCAGUAAAGCCUCUAAGGAGGUUCUUCAGAGCAAGAAUCUUCGACAGCUUCUGGAGGUGGUGCUGGCCUUCGGUAACUACAUGAACAAAGGCCAGAGGGGCAAUGCCUAUGGCUUCAAAGUGUCCUCUCUCAACAAGAUCGCUGACACCAAGUCCAGCAUCGACAAGAACGUCACUCUGCUGCACUACCUGAUUACCAUUCUUGAGCAGAAGUACCCGAAAGUCAGCCUGAUUCAUGAGGAUCUGCGCAACGUGCCAGAAGCAGCCAAAGUCAACAUGACUGAACUGGAGAAAGACAUUAACAAUCUGCGCGCUGGCCUAAAAAGCGUGGAGACGGAGCUGGAGUACCAGAGGAGCCAGAAUCAGAUCUACGGCGAUAAGUUUGUGUCUGUUGUGAGUCAGUUCAUCACUGUGGCUGGUUUCAGUUUCUCUGAGGCCGAAGACUCUCUUCAGGACGCCAAGGAUUUGUUUGAGCAGGCUGUGAAGCACUUCGGUGAGGACGCCACACGCAUGCAGCCCGAUGAGUUCUUUGGCAUCUUUGAUCAGUUCCUACAGGCCUUCAGUGAAGCUAAACAGGACAAUGAGAACAUGCGACGACGCAAGGAGGAGGAAGAGCGCAGAGCCCGCAUGGAGGCGCAGCUCAAGGAACAGCGCGAGAAGGAAAGAAAAGCCCGGAAGGCCAAAGAGAACUGUGAGGAGGAUGGAGAAUUCGACGAUCUGGUGUCUGCACUCCGAUCUGGGGAGGUGUUCGACAAAGACCUCUCAAAGAUGAAACACAACCGCAAGCGUCCCAUCAAGCAGAGCGCAGAGAGCAGCAGAGAGAGGCCCAUCACCAAACUCAACUUCUGAGGAAGCUGCGCGAGCGAGUGCUGCCUCCUGCUGGUAGAGCUGAGACAUUACACACGCGUGCAACGGCUCUACCUCAGUUUAGAUCUGGAGAGGAUAUCCAGGCCCUGUUUUGUGCUGACUGCCAAAAUACUUCUUAAGGAUUUAUAAAGUCUUUUCUAAACAUGUAAAUCAGUUGUGAGAGUGUUUGUGCUGAAGAUGACAGGAGUUUGUAUAAAUAAUGAGCAGAAAGGGCUACAAACUGGUGCUGAAAUAUACAGGAACACCCAUUUUCACAGUUUUGCUUGCCUGGCAACCAUAAACCCCAUUUAUUUCUGUCUGCUCGGAUACUGCUCGUUGAGUUGUUGUUGGUGUACACUGUGCACUGUCAAGAAACAGGCCUUGCUUUGCAAUAUGAGGUGUGCUAAACACCAAAAUUCAGUGUUUUGGAAGCAAAAGUGAUUUUUGUCAAAUUGUGGGACGCAGUGAUACUUGUAUAUCAUUGGACGAUGUAAUUGGUUUGUUUGUAAUAAGUAUUUCCUUUUGUUACACUUGUAACUCAAGCACAAGCGAUUGUUUGUUAAUAAACUGUUCAUUCCAGACCUGUUAAAGCACAAUGCACAACGCUAUUGAAAUCAAAAUGUUUAUUAUAAAUCUUCAGAUGCCAUGUAUUAAAUGUACUGACAGGAACUAUAGUGAAAAAAAUAAAUAUAUAUGCUAUAAGGUCAAACUUUGAUUGCAAAUAUAUUUUAGAGGAUGACAGAAGGAUGCAAUAUUUUUGCGGUUACCAAAAAGAACAUUCAUUAAAAACAGCUGUGGAUGCAAAACCUGCAUCUCAAGCAAACCAAACUGUCUGCCGUGCAUGUAUAUUCUUGUAAUUUCUUUCAUUUGUGUUUAAGGUUGUAUAUAUGUACAUAUACCCAUUGUUAACUCUUCUGACCAAGGCUUUUUCGUAGUCCUUGACACUACUAUUUUGUGCUAAUAAUUUUUUAUUUUUUUUUUCCUGUUGAUCAGAUGCCAUUAAAUCUUUUUCACUAAUAGUUCUUUGUAAUAUUGUAUUACUUUGUAAUAGUUUCCUCUGUUGGCGGGAUGUUUUGUUUUCUUUAUUUAAGAAUUCAUUUGGAUGUGAGAUAAGUAAUCAAUAAAUAAACCCUGAGGGUCACUGCA